AGAUUUAAAUUUAAAAGAAAGAAAUGGCCGAUGCGGAGGCCGUAGAGACUGGAGAUAAAGAAACUGCGAAGCCUCCAUCGCCAAAGCCAGAUACGGGUGACAGUCCACCGCCACCGAAAACCGAAGUCCCACUCCAUGGAAUACCCACUGGAGCCACUGGAGGAAGUAAGAGACGAAGAGUGGGUGGUGGAGCCACCGCUGGAGGCGCUCAACGUCGUGUGACGUCACAGCAAGCACAAUCUUCCACAACACCGCAAGCGGGUAAGAAGAAUGUCGUUUUAUCGGGCGAUGCAAUGAAAGAAAUGGCGAGACAAGCGAAAGCGGUGAGAGAAGAACGACGCGGUGGCCUCGAUACUAGGCACAAGUGGAUUAUUACCAAGGUUGCUCAAGCGAUGAAUGUGGAAAGCACAACCGUAGAAGAUCAGAUAGUGGGAGAUGACAGAUUUGAACUGAUGGAUUCAUUCUUCGCACCAAACGGGCCGAAGAAAUUGAUGUUUUAUUUCCAGGACACAAUGGCAAGAGAGUCAGCGCCAUCUCGCACUGACCAAAUGAGUGUUUACCCAACCGCCCCUUCGAAGGAGAAACUUUUCCUGACCACUGGCGAUGCCGAACCUUUGAUCGGUGUCUGCUACUACUUCGUUCGAACAAUCUCAAAGCCAAUUACUUCUGCUAACAUCGCAAAUGAAGUCAACUUUGGUAUCAUUGAUGCAAGUGACGGAAACCUACUCAAAGCACUCGAAAACGUGCUUGCUAAGGUUAUGGUUCCCGCACUGCAGGCGCAAGAAAAUUGGGGGAGAUUGACUGUAGCUGGGAGUGAAGGAAGUGUGACAAAAACACAGGAGACUGAUGACUUCUUUGAAUCUAUCGAGAAGUUCAUUGCCACACUCGCAACAGCACGAGGAAACAUGGCGGGAAGAUUUGAGCUUGCUGAGUUUGACAUCGGGUACAAUCUGGAGCAAUAUCGCGGACCAACUGACUACGCUCAUGUUGCUUCUACGCAGGCUGAUCUUGUGGAGAAAUUGGAAACUGUGUUGAUGGGGUGGUCAAAAGAGAUUGAGCAGGUUCUUGCCGAAAGCGAGCAAAUGCGCAAAGAAGCAGAUGACAUUGGUCCAGCAGCAGAAUUGGAUCAUUGGAAACACAGAAUGGCAAAGUUCAGCUCUUUGUUGGACGAGAUCAAAACGAACAGGGUUCGCACAGUAGUUGGCAUUCUUCAUGCCGCCAAAUCUCGGACUCUUCGACACUGGAAAGAACUCGAUUCUAGAAUUACAGAUGCCGCCAACGAGGCGAAGGAUAACGUGAAAUAUCUCUACACCUUGGACAAGUACUUUGGACCGUUGUCGAAAUGCACUCCUCAAGGAAUGAUCGAAGUGCUUCCAGGGCUCAUGAACAGCAUCCGGAUGAUUCACAGCAUCUCUCAAUACUAUAAUACAUCUGAAAGAAUGACGUCACUCUUCGUCAAGGUGACGAACCAAAUGAUCACAACAUGCAAACAUUACAUUAUGGGAGGCAAAGUCAGAGUCUGGGAGAUCGAGAGAGGAGCUUUGUUAGAAAGGAUCGACAAUUGCAGAAAACUGAAUGAAGAAUACCAGAAAGCAUUUCACAGAACCAAGGAAAUUCUACGUCAGAAUCCGAAAGAGCGUCAAUUCGAAUUCAGCGAGAAUUAUAUUUUUGGAAAGUUUGACACAUUUUGCAAACGACUUGAGAAAGUGUCUCACAUGGUUUACACCAUGAAAAGUAUGGCUGGUCUGAAGCAAGUUAAAAUCGAGGGAAUUGAUUCAAUAUACAUGAAAUACCAAAACAUCGUUGCAAACACGGAAAAGAAAAAGUACGAUGUCCUCGACCACAGAAAAGCAGAAUUCGAAAGCGAUUUUGACGAUUUCAAACAACAAAUAGAAGGCUUACAAUUGUCGAUUCAAAUCUUCAUGGAUUCGUGGUUCGAAAAGUCACUUUCUACUGAAUAUCUGCUGAAAUUGAUGAAAAAGUUUGCUGGAAUCGCCGGAGCCAAUCUCGACUUCCGCGAGAAGUACGUGUUACUUCUGAACAAAUACUCGAAGGAUCUUGAGAGUGUAAGAAAGUCUUAUCAGAAGUUUAAAACUGAUCCACCGAUUGCAAGAAAUCUUCCACCCAUCGCAGGUAAAAUAACCUGGGCAAGGCAACUGUUCCGCAAGAUCAACACACCGAUGGAUUACUUCAUCGAGCAAGCUGAAGCCUUGAAAACUCCCGAUGGAAAGAAAAUUGUGAAAACAUUCAAUAAAAUGGCUGCCGUACUGCUGGAAUAUGAAGUCUUAUACCACAGGGGAUGGGUCCGUGCCGUUGAAGCGGUCAAAUCUGGAAUGAAGUCAACUUUAUUGGUCAGGAACCCGGAUACCAACAAACUCAUGGUGAACUUUGACCCUUCUAUCUGGGAACUUCUUUACGAAGCAAAAUACUUAUGGAAGAUUGAUCUGGACAUUCCUGAUGCCGCAUUCAACCUUUGCUUGAAAGAAGAUAAAAUCAAACAACAUCAGGUUGAUCUUCAAGAAAUGUUGAAAGCAUUCGACAAUACAGUUGCCAGCAUUCAACCACUUCUUGUACCGUUGAUGAAGCCGUUUGUUGCCCGCGUAGAGGACGCACUAAGCCCUGGCCUCACCAUUAUCAACUGGAAUUCUCUGAAUAUUGACAAAUACAUCAAGGAUGUAUACGAAGCAAUGAACGAAUUGAAGAUUUUGAUCAAAAGAAUCCAAGAUAUCAUGGAUUGUAGAAUCGAUGCUACUUUGGACGACAUGGGUUCCACUGCACUGUGUGAUUUACCAGAAGAGAAACCUAUUACAUGUGAAGAAUUCGUGGAAAAUACUGAACAGACUGUCGUAGUAUCCGGAGAAAGAUUUGUCACUGGAAGCGACUUUGUGGAAAGAGCGGUCUUCGAAAUUAUAGAUAUUCUGAAAUCUCGAUACACUGAAGCCGAACUUGCAAAUCUCGAAUCACACGCAAAAUCAGAAACCAUUCCUGUUUGGUAUUACACACUACUGGGGCAUGUCUGUCAAAGAAACACGGAUGCUAUGGUUAAAUCAACCCGCCAAUCACUGGAUCUUAUCAAACGACGUCUGCAACAAACCUUCAACAAAUACCAGACCAGCAGUCGAUUCAGCUCCGAAAAAUCUGAUUCAGACAAACCACCAUUGUUCAAAUCAAACAUUGUGUUGGCUUUACCAACGAUUGUGCUGAAGCCAAGCCUGGAUGACAUACAAACCGCACUCAACAGAGCCAUUGAUAUGAUACUGAGUGCAACAAAGGACGUUGCGCUUUGGAAAUAUGCUGACUUGCACAAAAUUCAGCAAGAUAUGGAGGCAGAGCAAGCACGGAAGAUGGGAGAAGAUUUGAAACCUCAAGUUAAAACUAUUAAACCGAUCGACAAGCAGAUGAGCGAACACAAAGACGUCCUCAAAGUCGUGGUCGCGCUUCACUCCGUCAUCAGCUCUUUAAAAUCGGACUGCGACGUGCUUCUAACAAACUUCAGCUACUUCAGUGAGCUGUGGCAAGAAGAUCCGCAAGAGAAAGCAGAAGAAUUUGUCAAGAAAGAACCUUUGUAUUCUGAGUUCGAAUCCCAAAUCAGAUAUUACCACAGCAUGGAAUCCAAUGUUGACGAUUUGCCAGACAGCUAUCGCGUUGGAUCUGUUCUUUUCUUGACAGACGAGCUAAGACUUGCUUUGGUGCAAGAAUGCAGAGCAUGGAAGAGAGCUUUCGGUGGCGCCUUGAAUGAAAAGGCAGGGGCUGCAAUGGAAAACAUCUUCAACUUCAUUGAAAAUCUCGGCAAACGUCUUGGUCGUUCUAUCAACGAUCUCGACGAUGUCCGUGGAGCAAUGUCAGCCCUUCAAGAAAUCCGUGAAGAGCAGACCAAAAUUGAUAUGAAUAUUGCCCCAGCAGAAGAAUCGUACGCCUUGCUGAAUAAAUUGGAACUCUUUUUCAAUGAUGGAAACGCUGAGAGAGUGGAUGGACUUGCUUAUGGCUGGAAGAACCUGAUAGCGCAGGUUGUCACAGUUCAAACUACCCUCCUCGAAGUCCAACCUGGAUUCAAGAAAGACUUACUUGCGGGAGUUGAAAAAUUCCAAGGGGACGUUGGACAAUUUUAUGUUGAUUAUGAAGAAAGGGGUCCGAAUAUCCAAGGUCUUCCACCACGUGAAGCAAGCGAUCGUUUGCAAAUAUUUCAGACCAGAUUCGAUGAAUUGUGGAGAAAGUUUACAACUUACUCUGGCGGAGAAGAACUGUUUGGAUUACAUGUUACUGAAUACACGGACUUACAACGUAUCAAGCGUGAGCUUGCUCUUCUACAGAAACUGUACGGACUCUACAACACUGUUAUUGACAGUAUCAAUGGCUACUAUGACAUUCUAUGGGCCGAAUUGGACAUUGAAAAAAUCAACCAAGAGUUACUAGACUUCCAAAACAAAUGCCGCAAACUUCCAAAAGCAUUGAAAGAAUGGAAAGCCUUCCUAGAUUUAAAACAAAGCAUUGAUAACUUCAGUGAAUGUUGUCCACUCUUGGAAAUGAUGUCAAACGACGCUAUGAUGAAACGUCAUUGGGAUAGAAUUGAAGGAAUCACCAAACAUAACUUUGACAUCGAGAAUGAAAACUUUCAACUCAGAAAUAUUAUGGAAGCCCCACUCUUGCAAAACAAGGAAGACAUCGAGGACGUUUGUAUCAGUGCAGUCAAGGAAAAAGAUAUCGAAGCAAAACUGAAACAAGUUGUUGCAGACUGGAGCGGCCAAGUUUUUACUUUCAGUCAGUUCAAAGCGAGAGGAGAGCUGCUCUUGAGAGGAGUAGACAUUACAGAUGCCGUCGCCCUCAUGGAAGAUUCACUCAUGGUUUUGGCGUCUCUUAUGAGCAACAGAUACAAUGCACCAUUUAAACCUCAAAUUCAAUCCUGGGUUCAAAAGUUAUCUGGAACAACCGAAAUUAUUGAGAACUGGCUUGUCGUGCAGAAUUUAUGGGUUUACUUGGAAGCUGUGUUUGUCGGCGGUGACAUUGCCAAACAAUUGCCACAGGAAGCGAAACGAUUUGGUAACAUUGACAAGUCCUGGCAGAAGAUCAUGCAAAAAGCUCACGAGAACACAAACAUUGUACAAUGCUGUAUGGGAGAUGACACUCUCGCUCAAUUGUUGCCACAUUUGCUAGAACAACUUGAAAUGUGUCAGAAAUCACUUACUGGUUACCUCGAGAAGAAGAGAUUGAUCUUUCCCAGAUUCUUCUUCGUGUCAGAUCCCGCGUUGCUUGAGAUCCUUGGUCAAGCCAGCGACUCUCACACAAUUCAAAGUCAUUUGUUGAGUUUGUUUGACAACGUUUAUCGAGUGACAUUUGACGAUAAAGUUUAUGACAAAAUUUUGCAAAUCAAAUCACAGGAGAAUGAGGCUGUUGAUCUAAAUGAAACAGUGCUCUGCCAGGGUAACGUUGAAAUCUGGCUUGGAAAGCUUCUCGAUGUCGUUCGUGCCACAAUGCAUAGCUACAUCAGGAAUGCGUAUGCUUCAAUAUCAGAUCAACAGAACUUUAAGUUAAUUGACUUUGAAAACGUCGUCAUUGCUCAAUGCGGCUUGCUUGGGAUUCAAAUGAUAUGGACCAGAGAUGCAGAGGACGCUUUAUCACAGAGUAAAUCUGAUAAGAAGAUCAUGCAAAACACCAACCAACGGUUUCUCGAAAUGUUGAACACACUCAUUGGAAUGACCACACAAGAGUUGACGAAAUACGAAAGAACAAAAUACGAAACCUUAAUCACAAUCCACGUCCAUCAAAGAGAUAUUUUCGAUGAUCUGUGCCGAAUGCAUAUUAAAUCAUCCAACGAUUUUGAAUGGUUGAAGCAAUCUCGUUUCUACUUCAUUGAAGACACCGAUCGUUGUCUGAUCUCAGUUACUGACGUCGACUUCGACUAUUGCAAUGAAUACACUGGUUGCACUGAACGUCUUGUAAUCACUCCGCUUACUGAUAGAUGCUACAUCACCCUUGCCCAAGCACUGGGAAUGAGCAUGGGAGGCGCUCCCGCCGGCCCUGCUGGUACAGGCAAAACAGAAACUACCAAGGACAUGGGAAAAUGUCUCGGAAAGUAUGUUGUAGUCUUCAACUGCUCUGAUCAGAUGGACUACAGAGGACUUGGUCGUAUUUACAAAGGUCUUGCCCAGUCUGGAUCAUGGGGUUGCUUCGACGAAUUCAACCGUAUUGAGCUUCCUGUGCUCUCAGUAGCUGCACAACAAAUUUGGAUCGUACUUCAAUGUAAGAAAAUGAAAAAAUCAGAGUUUAUCUUCACUGAUGGAGACGUCGUCAGACUUGACAGAGAAUUCGGAAUAUUUUUGACUAUGAACCCUGGUUAUGCAGGUCGUCAAGAACUGCCAGAAAACUUGAAGAUUCAAUUUCGUACAGUGGCUAUGAUGGUACCUGACAGAGCUAUCAUCAUUCGUGUGAAACUUGCUUCUUGUGGUUUUCUACAGAACCAGACACUUUCUAAGAAAUUCUACACUUUAUACAAACUGUGCGAAGAACAACUGUCAAAACAGGUCCACUACGAUUUCGGUCUUCGUAACAUCCUCUCAGUACUCCGUACACUUGGUGGCGUGAAGAGAGCCAGCCCGGAUGACCCCGAACCCCUCCACGUCAUGAGAGUUUUGCGUGACAUGAAUCUUUCCAAACUUGUAGAUGAAGACGAACCUCUCUUCUUGUCUCUGAUUAAUGACUUGUUUCCUGGUAUUGUGUUGGACAAAGCUGGAUAUGCGGACCUUGAAGCCGCAAUACACCACCAGGUCACUGAAGCAGGUCUCAUGAACCACCCUUCCUGGAUUUUGAAACUAAUUCAACUGUUUGAAACCCAGCGUGUACGUCACGGAAUGAUGGCCCUAGGACCAAGUGGUGCUGGGAAAACUAAAUGUAUCCACAUACUCAUGAAAGCGAUGACAGAUUGUGGCGAACCACACAGAGAAAUGAGAAUGAAUCCAAAAGCUAUAACCGCGCCUCAGAUGUUCGGUACAUUGGAUGUUGCAACUAAUGAUUGGACUGACGGUAUCUUCUCAACAUUGUGGCGCAGAACACACAAAGCCAAGAAGGGAGAACACAUUUGGCUUGUACUUGACGGCCCCGUAGACGCAAUCUGGAUUGAAAAUCUGAACUCUGUCUUGGACGACAACAAAACCUUGACUCUGGCUAAUGGUGACAGGAUUCCUAUGGCUCCAAACUGCAAGAUCAUUUUUGAACCCCACAAUGUUGACAAUGCUUCACCAGCUACUGUCUCUCGUAAUGGUAUGGUCUUCAUGAGCUCUUCAGCUUUGGAUUGGCGUCCAAUACUUCAGGGAUGGCUGGCAACCUUACCACAAGCGCAAAACGAUCAGCUGUGGGAAUUGUUUGAUUUCAUUUUCCAAGAUCUUCUGAACUACGUCUCAACAUCUUGUUUUGCAAAAAUGCCAAUAUUGGAAUGUAUGUACAUCAGGCAAGCAAUUGAUUUGCUCCAAGGUUUAAUUCCGAGCCAUGAAGAUCAAAAUAAAGCGCCGAACAAUGUUCAUUUGUCACGUUUGUUUUUCUUUUCUUUGAUGUGGUCUCUUGGUUCCUUGCUGGAGUUGGAUGACAGAGCAAAGAUUGAGGCUUUCCUAAACGAACAUGAAGCCAAACUCCCGAUUCCACCGGUCAAGGAUGAUGAAACCAUCUUUGAAUACGUGGUCAACGACUCAGGUGAAUGGGAACACUGGAACACCAGAGUCCCAGAUUAUAUUUAUCCGAAAGACUCUGUUCCAGAUUACAUGGGAAUUCUCGUUCCCAAUGUUGACAACGUUCGAACUACAUACCUCGUUGAGACUAUUCAAAAGCAAGAAAAAGCUGUCUUGUUGAUUGGUGAGCAAGGUACUGCAAAGACUGUAAUGAUCAAAGGUUCCAUGGGCAAGAACGACCCAGAAGUCCAUCUUACUAAAGCUCUCAACUUUAGUAGCGCGACAACACCAAACAUGUUUCAGAGAACCGUUGAAAGCUACGUUGACAAGAGAGUAGGUACGACCUAUGGCCCACCAGCAGGAAAGAAGAUGACUGUCUUCAUUGAUGAUAUCAACAUGCCGAUCAUCAACGAAUGGGGAGAUCAGAUCACCAAUGAAAUUGUAAGACAACUGAUGGCAACUAGGGGAUUCUACAGCAUAGAUAAACCUGGCGAUUUCACCACUAUCGUUGACAUCCAGUUUAUCGCCGCCAUGAUUCAUCCAGGUGGUGGCAGAAACGAUAUACCCCAACGUUUGAAACGUCAGUUCUGUAUCUUCAACUGUACUUUACCCUCCAACAACUCCAUCGACAAAAUCUUUUUAACAAUUUCUGAAGGAUAUUUCUGCAAAGAACGAGGAUUCUCAAAAGAUAUCUGCGCUUUAGCUCCGGAGCUUGUCGGGAUCACUCGACGAAUUUGGCAAGCAACUAAAGUAAAGAUGUUGCCAACACCAGCAAAGUUCCAUUACAUUUUCAAUUUGAGAGAUUUGAGCAGAAUUUGGCAGGGCAUUCUCGUCAUUACGCACGAGAGUUGCACAUCAGAAGAAGUUCUUCUCGGGCUGUGGAAACAUGAAUGCCAUCGAGUUGUUGCUGAUCGUUUCACAAAUCACGAAGACAAAGUCUGGUUUGAGUCUAAUUUAAUCAAGACUAUCACCACUGAUAGGCAGGAUUUAGUCGCUAAACUUCCACAAGAACCGUACUUUGUAGACUUCUUACGUGAGGCUCCUGAAGCGACUGGCGAAGAAGGUGAAGACACAGACCUGGAUGCACCAAAGAUCUAUGAACCUAUUGAAUCGUAUGAGCAGCUGAAUGAUCGACUUGCAAUGUUUGAAGAGCAGUACAAUGAAACUGUCCGUGGUGCCAAGAUGGAUCUGGUGUUCUUCAAGGAUGCCAUGGUCCAUCUCGUCAAAAUCUCUCGCAUCAUCCGAACCCCAAGAGGUAAUGCAUUACUAGUGGGUGUCGGCGGAUCAGGAAAGCAGUCCCUUACUCGACUCGCUUCAUUCAUUGCCGGAUACAAAAGCUUCCAGAUUACUCUGAGUAGAACUUACAACGUUACAAACCUGAUGGACGAUUUGAAGGUAUUGUACAGAAUUGCUGGUAAAGACGGACAAGGCGUUACUUUCGUUUUCACUGAUAAUGAAAUCAAAGAUGAAGGUUUCCUGGAGUAUAUGAACAAUGUACUUGCAUCUGGAGAGGUUUCAAAUCUCUUCCAACGUGAUGAAAUCGAUGAAAUCACACAAGAACUGAUACCAAUUAUGAAGAAGGAAUACCCAAGACAUCCACCUACCAAUGAAAACUUGUACGAAUACUUCCUGUCCCGUGUCAGAGCCAAUCUCCACGUUGUCUUGUGUUUCUCUCCGGUCGGUGAAAAGUUCAGGAACAGAGCUUUGAAGUUUCCAGCUCUGAUUUCUGGUUGCACCAUGGACUGGUUCCUUCGUUGGCCGAAAGAUGCCUUGAUUCAAGUAGCAGAACAUUUCUUGUCAAGUUAUAAGAUUGAAUGCACUGAUGAUACAAAAUCGAGCAUGGUCCAGGUAAUGGGCACAGUUCAAGAUCUUGUCGCCGAGAAAUGCGUGGAAUACUUCGACAGAUACAGGAGAGCAUGUCACGUGACUCCAAAGUCCUAUCUCUCUUUCAUCACAGGUUACAAGACCAUAUACUCAAUGAAACUGGAGGAGAUUGGAAUAUUAGCAAAAAGAAUGAAGACUGGUCUUGAAAAACUGGUCGAAGCUGAAAAAUCUGUGAAUGAAUUGUCUAAAGAGUUGGCAGUAAAGGAAAAAGAUCUUGCUGUCGCAUCUAAGGAAGCAGAUGAGGUGUUGAAAGUCGUGACUACAAAAGCUACAGCGGCGGAAGCGGUCAAAGCGGAAGUUCAAAAGGUCAAAGACAAAGCCCAGAAUAUUGUCGAUGUGAUUGCUGUCGACAAAGGACAAGCAGAAGAAAAACUCGAAGCAGCAAGACCAGCUCUUGCAGCUGCAGAGGCCGCUUUGCAGACCAUCAAGCCAGCAGAUAUUGCCACCGUUCGUAAACUCGGCAAACCUCCGCAUCUUAUCAUGAGAAUUAUGGAUGUUGUACUAAUUCUGAUGCAACGUAGGGUCAAUCCUUGUGAACAGGACCCUGAGCGACCAACCUCAAACAAACCAUCUUGGGGAGAAGCUCUUAAGCUAAUGAACAAUUCGGGAUUCCUCGGAAUGUUGCUGAACUUCCCCAAGGACAGCAUUAACGGUGAAACGGUUGAACUCGUCCAACCGUAUUUGCAAAUGGAAGACUUUAACAUCGAUUCGGCUAAGAAAGUCUGUGGUAAUGUGGCUGGGUUGUGCUCAUGGGCUGAAGCUAUGGCUUACUUUUACACCAUCAACAAAGAAGUCUUACCACUAAAGGCGAACUUAAUCGUCCAAGAAGCAAAACUUGGGAAAGCAAUGGCAGAUUUGAACGCAGCACAAGCGACAUUAGACGAAAAGAAUGCUGAAUUGAAGGUUGUGCAGGACCAAUAUGACAAGGCAAUGGGACACAAACAAGCUCUCAUUGAUGAUGCGGAAGCCUGCAAAAGAAAAAUGAUCAACGCCAGUGCUUUAAUUGAAGGUCUCGGUGGCGAGAAGGUGCGCUGGACGGCAGCAGGCAAACGUUUCCAAGAUCAAAUCAACAGGCUUAUCGGUGACGUACUCCUAGCUACCGGAUUCCUUUCCUAUUCUGGACCUUUCAAUCAAGAUUUCCGAAAUCUUCUCAUCAAUUCUUGGAAGAAAGAAAUGGCUGUCAACAAAAUUCCGUAUUCGGAGGACAUCAAUUUGAUUUCCAUGCUGGUCGACAAUGCUACAAUAGGCGAGUGGAAUCUGCAAGGACUUCCCAAUGAUGAACUGUCCGUUCAGAACGGUAUUAUCGUCACUAGAGCAACGCGAUAUCCAUUGCUGAUUGAUCCACAAGGUCAAGGAAAAAUCUGGAUCAAAAAUAGAGAGAAGAACAAUGAAUUCCAGGUCACCACACUGAAUCACAAAUAUUUCCGAACCCAUCUUGAAGAUGCACUUUCUCUUGGAAGGGCAAUGAUUAUUGAAGAUGUCGCUGAAGAUCUUGAUCCUGCUCUGGACAAUGUACUCGAACAAAACUUCAUCAAGUCUGGUUCUACUUUCAAGGUUAAAGUUGGUGACAAAGAGGUUGACGUAAUGAAAGGGUUCAAGUUAUACAUCACAACAAAGCUUGCCAACCCUGUCUACACACCUGAAAUAUACGCCAGGACUUCUAUCAUUGAUUUCACUGUAACAAUGAAGGGACUUGAAGAUCAACUGCUGGGUCGUGUCAUCUUGACUGAGAAGCAGGAACUAGAAGCAGAGCGUGUGGCAUUGAUGGAAGAGGUCACAGCAAACAAAAGAAAAAUGCAGGAACUCGAGGAUAAUCUUCUGUAUCGUCUCACAUCGACUGAAGGAUCCCUUGUGGAAGACGAGUCUUUGAUUCAAGUGUUGAAGGUAACCAAAGAGACAGCAGAAGACGUCAGUGAGAAACUUACUGUUGCUGCAGAAACAGAGGUGAAGAUCAACACAGCACGUGAAGAAUUCCGACCCGUUGCAACUCGAGGAUCGAUUCUAUAUUUCUUGAUCGUGGAAAUGUCUCUUGUGAACGUCAUGUACCAGACCUCUCUACGCCAAUUCCUUGGGCUUUUCGACUACUCUCUCGAGCAUUCGGCAAAAUCACCAAUUCCAGCUAAGAGAAUAUCAAAUAUCAUUGAGUAUCUUACGUUUGAAGUGUUCAAGUACACAGCGAGAGGAUUAUAUGAGGAACACAAGUUCUUGUAUACGCUUCUACUCACCCUAAAGAUCGAUUUAAAUGCUGGAAACAUUACCUAUCAAGAGUUCCAAACCUUCAUCAAAGGCGGUGCAAGUUUGGAUAUGAACGCCGUUGAGCCCAAACCAAAGAAAUGGAUUCAGGACAUGACAUGGUUGAAUUUGGUGCAGCUGAAUAAACUUCCACAAUUCUCACAACUUCUGAACCAAGUCAGCAGAAAUGACAAGGGAUGGAAAAAUUGGUUUGAUGAGGAGGCACCAGAAGAAUUUACAAUGCCGGAAGGUUACUCGUCCUCACUUGACACUUUCAGGAAGUUACUCUUGAUCAGAAGUUGGUGUCCGGAUCGUACAACAGCACAGGCUCGUCAUUACAUUGCUUCGUCCAUGGGUGCCAGAUACACGGAGGCUGUUAUUCUUGAUCUUGACGGGAUGUUGGUUGAAUCGACAGCAAGAGAUCCCAUGGUUUGUUUCCUGAGCAUGGGUUCUGAUCCGACUGAGAAUAUUGAGAGACUAGCACGAGCCAAGGGAAUACCCUGUCGUGCUCUCUCCAUGGGACAAGGUCAAGAGGUCCACGCAAGACGAAUUGUGACUCAGUCCUUCCAGGACGGUGGAUGGGUCUUGCUGCAGAAUUGCCAUCUUGGACUCGAUUACAUGGAUGAACUACUCGAUCAGCUUGCAACUACUGAAAGCAUCAAUGACGGGUACAGGACUUGGGUCACGACUGAGGUUCAUCCUCGCUUCCCUAUCAACUUGCUUCAGACUUCGAUCAAAUUCACAAACGAACCACCGCAAGGAAUAAAGGCUGGUUUGAAGCGAACUUAUGCCGCCAUUACUCAAGAAUUCCUCGACAUUUCUAACAUGCCACAAUGGAAGCCAAUGUUGUUUUGCGUUGCAUUCUUGUACACGACAGUCCAAGAAAGACGUAAGUUUGGACCUCUGGGAUGGAACAUUCCUUACGAAUUUAACCAAGCUGACUUCACAGCCAGUGUGCAGUUUAUUCAAAACCAUUUGGACGACAUGGACAUCAAGAAGGGUGUAUCCUGGAACACAGUACGCUACAUGUUAGGCGAGAUCCAGUUUGGCGGAAGAGUCACAGAUGAUUUGGACAAAGAAUUACUCAACACUUAUUGCAAAGUGUGGUUCGGUGAACACAUCUUCUCAGACAAGUUCAUGUUUUACAAAGGCUACGUCGUUCCAAAAGUAAAAACGAUUGGCGAAUACCACACUUACAUCGAUAAUCUACCAUUGGUCGACACCCCGGAAGUCAUGGGAUUGCAUCCGAAUGCUGAUAUCACUUAUCAGACCAACUUUGCAACAACCGCUCUUUCAACUAUCGUUAGUAUCCAACCGAAAGAAUCCAGCGCUGGGGCAGGAGAAACCCGUGAAGAUGUUGUGAAAAGACAAGCUGAAGAGAUUCUUGGAAAAUUACCAGAUGAUUUCUUACCUCAUGAGGUCAAAUCUCGCCUACAGAAGAUGGGUGCCAUUCAGCCAAUGAAUAUUUUCCUCCGCCAAGAGAUUGAUCGUAUGCAGAGGGUCAUUACUAUUGUGAGAAACACACUCAUAGACUUGAAACUUGCUAUUGACGGUACCAUCAUCAUGAGCGAGAAUCUGCGUGAUGCUCUUGAUCAAAUGUUUGAUGCCAGAAUUCCAAAAGCUUGGCAAAAGGUAUCAUGGGACAGCACCACUCUUGGAUUCUGGUUUACUGAACUUCUGGAAAGACACACUCAAUUCCACAGCUGGAUUUUCGAUGGAAGACCAAACCAAUUCUGGAUGACCGGAUUCUUCAAUCCUCAGGGUUUCCUGACGGCUAUGCGACAAGAGGUGACCCGUGCUCACACUGCUAAAGGAUGGGCCUUGGACGGUGUCGUCUUGCACAAUGACGUCACAAGAUCAAUGAAAGAGGACAUCACAUCUCCUCCACCAGCUGAUAUUGGCGGCGUUUAUGUUUAUGGUCUAUACCUUGACGGGGCGGGCUGGGAUCGUCGCAACAUGAAGCUGAUUGAAUCGCAGCCAAAAGUGCUUUUCACAAACAUGCCGGUAGUCCACGUCUACGCUAUUAACACCGCAACAUCUGGAAAAGAAGAUAAAGAUAAGAAAGGAGCAGCAGCUAUGAAUAUCUUGGAGUGCCCUGUCUACAAAAAGCCUCGUCGUACAGAUCUUACCUUCAUUUUCUAUCUGAAAUUACGUACCGUACAGCUUCCUGAGCACUGGAGUCUUCGUGGUUGCGCCAUAUUAUGCGAUACCAAAUAGAAAAGGAGAGAAUUAAAGAAGAGAUUAUUCAUGCGUGUUAUUUUGAUGACUUUAUGAUGUAACAAUACUAUAUUUGUAUAUAUAUAUAGAUUUGCCGUGAGUGUGUAUUAUCUUUUCAUUUUGAGUUACUAUUAGCAUUGCCAUCAGGCGUUCCAAAUAAGUUUCAGUUUGGUAAUUUGUUUAUUUUUAUUAUUUCACUUCGGAGGAAAAGGAGCCAUUACUUUUUGGCCAAACGUAGUAAGCCAUUUGAGUGCUUUUUGUUUUAUUUUCAAUAAAAUAAUCUGCAACCAGAAGUAGUAACUGUUUAUUUACAUAAUGUGUCGAUUUAAUUUUUUUUUUUUGCAUUUGAACGAUUCUAGAUUUAGUUGCAAAUACAAGCCCAUAAAGCCGUUUUAGUGUAUGUAGAAACGGACAAUUUCAUUUUUUUUCUUGGGUAUAUAUUUGGUUUGGCUGAAUAAUCUUCUAUUCUAUCAAGCAUUUAUGAUCUAAUAUACAUAUAUAGCUUAUGAUAGUUUAUCUAAUAUUGUCAAUUUAAAAACAGCAUCAAAAUUUUGCGACUUUAUUUAUAUUGAAUGUCAUUUUUGUUCGCAAUUAUAACCAAGUUCUGUAAUUCGCCAAACAGCUGAAACAAGUAUAAUAAUCCAUGUGGUAGAUUUAUAAUAUGAAAGUUUUGUAAAAUAUUCAUAAUUAGAGUUAUUUGAAAUAUUUAUUAUUUUCAUACCAAUAGCUUUAAUAGUCAUUCUUCCAAAAUUAAUAGUCCAAAUUUCAAAUGUGACCUGGUAUAAUUUUCUUGGAUAAAACUUAUUUAUUUCCCCAGAAUUAUUUGAAAUGUUUAUUAUUUUAUAACUCAUAGCUUGAAUUUUAUGAUUCCAAAAUUAUUAGUCCAAAACUCAAGUAUAAUUUACUUUCGUAAAACUUAUUUAUUACUCAAAAUUACAAACUAAUCGAAACACAUUUACAAAAAUGUAAUAAUCUUCAUAAAGACAUGUAACGUUUCUAAUUUUUAUUUAUUGUAAGUGGCUUCUGUAAUCCAUUUUACCACCUAAAUCACAUUAAUUCUUCACGUUAUAAUGGUUGUAAUGUUACAUCCAGCGACUCUAUUUUUUUGUGAUUAAUUAUUCAAAGCCCCGCUUUAUCGUGUAAAUAUGUGUUGUGUGAAUUACUAUAUUUAUAUUACAGCUUGAAGAAUUUACCUGAAAAAAGUAGAUUUUAAAUAUAUUUUUAUUUAAGUUUGAUUUAUAAUAAAUGUACAAGUUAUGAUACCAUCAAGUGUUAUUUUAAGUAGUUUACUGUUGAAAAUUUUGUAACAUUCACAUGUGUUUCACAGUAAUUUGAACUGUUCGUUACUUGUUAAAUGCAUAUCUUUUAUAAAAUUUUCGACUUUGUGAAAUAGACCUAUUAAAAGUUUUCUCAAUGAAUUUAUUAUCGAAAUAUUUGAUGUUUCAUAAUUUUACGAUAAUUGCAACUUUUCCACAAAAGAUUUUCUAAUGAACUGUGUUAUAGAUAUAAAGUUUGUGUUUUUGCUUGUAUUGGAUAAAAAUCAAAUAAAAUUAG
Styela clava is the source of this 15542-nucleotide messenger RNA. NCBI's taxonomy places the organism in Eukaryota, Metazoa, Chordata, Ascidiacea, Stolidobranchia, Styelidae. The record is from RefSeq and is a predicted model, not a curated record.